This is a messenger RNA of Camelus dromedarius (Arabian camel), 933 nucleotides long. It is a transcript of the gene H1-1, whose product is annotated as H1.1 linker histone, cluster member. The coding region runs from base 63 to 719 and encodes 218 amino acids. The record is from RefSeq and is a predicted model, not a curated record. Gene Ontology annotation, molecular function: nucleosomal DNA binding; double-stranded DNA binding; structural constituent of chromatin. Gene Ontology annotation, cellular component: nucleus; euchromatin; nucleosome. The transcript has a single exon. Lineage: Eukaryota; Metazoa; Chordata; Mammalia; Artiodactyla; Camelidae. Gene Ontology annotation, biological process: negative regulation of DNA recombination; chromosome condensation; nucleosome assembly.
CUGUUGCGUCUUACUGCCUUGUUGGGUGUAAGUAGUGUUUUUGGUCUUUCUCUGCGUUCACCAUGUCGGAGACCGCGCCGCCCGCUCCAGCUGUUUCCACUCCUCCUGAGAAGGUUUCAGCUGGCAAAAAAGUGAAAAAGCCUGCAAAGGUUGCAGCUGCCACGAAAAAAAAGCCCGCGGGUCCUUCGGUCUCGGAGCUGAUUGUGCAGGCCGUUUCCUCCUCUAAGGAGCGCAGCGGCGUCUCCCUGGCUGCGCUCAAGAAGGCGCUGGCGGCCGCCGGCUACGACGUGGAGAAGAACAACAGCCGCAUCAAGCUGGGUCUUAAGAGCCUGGUGAACAAAGGCACCCUGGUACAGACCAAGGGCACCGGCGCCUCAGGCUCUUUCAAGCUCAAUAAGAAAGUGGCCUCUGUGGAAGCGAAGCCCAGCGCUGUAAAGGUGGCAGCGAAAACCAAAGGAACUGGCGCCGCUAAGAAGCCCAAGAAGGCCACGGGGGCGGCUGCUGCUAAAAAAGGAGUCAAGACUCCAAAAAAGGCUAAGAAGCCCGCGGUGGCAAAGAAGUCCUCCAAGAGUCCUAAGAAGCCCAAAGUUGUGAAGCCUAAAAAAGUAGCUAAGAGCCCUGCCAAGGCCAAGGCUGUAAAACCCAAAGCGGCCAAGGCGAAGAUUACCAAGCCAAAAACAACUACCAAGCCCAAGAAGGCAGCACCCAAGAAGAAGUAAAAGUCCCGGUUGGAAGCUCCUUACACUAACCCAACGGCUCUUUUAAGAGCCACCAACACAUUUCAGGGAAAGAGCUUUAGUACGCAGAUCUCUUUUCUUAUAUAAACUUAGUAAACUUCAUCCAUGCAAAUAUAGUGCGUUCCCAAGCUAGCCUUUGCUCUACAUCAGGAUCUUUUUGAGGUUUAGAUAAGUUCUGAGUCUUAGAAGCUGGGUA